Gadus chalcogrammus (walleye pollock) is the source of this 1511-nucleotide messenger RNA. It is a transcript of the gene chrna6, whose product is annotated as cholinergic receptor, nicotinic, alpha 6. The coding region runs from base 66 to 1511 and encodes 481 amino acids. The record is from RefSeq and is a predicted model, not a curated record. Gene Ontology annotation, cellular component: neuron projection; synapse; postsynaptic membrane. NCBI's taxonomy places the organism in Eukaryota, Metazoa, Chordata, Actinopteri, Gadiformes, Gadidae. Gene Ontology annotation, molecular function: transmembrane signaling receptor activity; acetylcholine-gated monoatomic cation-selective channel activity. Gene Ontology annotation, biological process: monoatomic ion transmembrane transport; chemical synaptic transmission; regulation of membrane potential. The transcript has 7 exons.
UCAAGAAGUUGUUCAAACGUUACAACCAGUUCAUCCGCCCAGUGGAGAACGUCUCCGAUCCCGUCAUGGUGGCCUUCGAGGUCUCCAUCUCCCAGCUGGUCAAAGUGGAUGAGGUGAACCAGAUCAUGGAGACCAAUCUAUGGCUCCGACAUAUUUGGAACGACUACAAGCUACGAUGGAUGCCCGUGGAGUACGACGGCAUCGAGUUCAUCCGAGUUCCUGCCAACAAACUCUGGAGACCCGACAUCGUUCUCUACAACAACGCUGUGGGGGACUUCCUGGUGGAGGAUAAGACCAAGGCCCUGCUGAAGUUUGACGGCACCAUCACCUGGGUUCCUCCGGCCAUCUUCAAGUCCUCGUGCCCCAUGGACAUCACCUACUUCCCCUUCGACUACCAGAACUGCUCCCUCAAGUUCGGCUCCUGGACCCACGACAAGGCCAAGAUCGACCUGUUACUGAUUGGCUCAAAGGUGAACCUCAAGGACUUCUGGGAGAGCGGCGAGUGGGAGAUCAUCGACGCGCCGGGCUACAAGCACGACAUCAAGUACAACUGCUGCGUGGAGAUCUACACGGACAUCACCUACUCCUUCUACAUCCGCCGGCUGCCCCUCUUCUACACCGUCAACCUCAUCAUCCCCUGCCUGCUCAUCUCCUUCCUCACCGUGCUGGUCUUCUACCUGCCGUCCGACUGCGGCGAGAAGGUCACCCUGUGCAUCUCGGUGCUGCUGUCGCUCACCGUGUUCCUGCUGGUCAUCACCGAGACCAUCCCCUCCACCUCGCUGGUCAUCCCGCUCAUCGGCGAGUACCUGCUCUUCACCAUGAUCUUCGUCACGCUCAGCAUCGUCAUCACCGUGUUCGUGCUCAACGUGCACUACCGCACGCCCAUGACCCACACCAUGCCGGGCUGGGUGCGCGCCGUGUUCCUGCGGGCGCUGCCCCGGGUCAUGCUGAUGCGCCGGCCCGUGGACCAGGAGGGCAAGGCGGCCGGCGGGACGGACGGCGCCGGGGAGGCUGGUGUGGGGGGAGGAGCCGGAGCUGGAGGCGGAGCCGGCGGAGGAGGAGGAGUAGGAGGAGGAGGAGGAGGAGGAGGGAAGGGAGUGUGGAAGAGGAAGAACAGCCUGACGCAGCAGGUCGGAGGUGGGUCCCUGAACUGCCUGGACUUCGGGGACAGUAAGCUCUCCUCCAUAGAGGGCUGUGCUGGGAACAAGUGCCCCUGGAAGGAACCCCCGGAGAUGGCGGACCCGGGGAAGCUGGCCGGUCUGCUGGGCUCCCAGAGCCUCCACUCGGUGGCCGCGUUUUCCGCCGUGUCGCCCGAGAUCAAGCAGGCCAUCGAGAGCGUGAAGUACAUCGCCGAGAACAUGCGCAGCCGCAACAAGGCCAAAGAGGUGGAGGAUGACUGGAAGUACGUUGCCAUGGUGAUCGAUAGAAUCUUCCUGUGGGUCUUCGUGACUGUGUGCAUCCUUGGAACCCUGGGCCUCUUCCUGCAGCCGGUGAUCAACUUCCUGUCAUAA